AUGGCCACUGCACCAAAAGAAGCAGAAAAUGCAAUUGGAUUAGAGGAAAUCCACACAGAGAAACAAGAACCCCCAAGAGGGCAGAAGACAUUUACAGUGGAAGAAGCUGUGGAAACUAUUGGUUUUGGGAGGUUUCACAUCAUGCUUUUCCUGAUCAUGGGCAGCACUGGAGUGGCUGAAGCCAUGGAGAUCAUGCUAAUAGCUGUUGUGUCCCCUCUCAUUCGAUGCGAGUGGCAGCUUCAAGACUGGCAGGUGGCUUUAGUGACAACGAUGGUGUUUUUUGGCUACAUGGUCUUCAGCAUUGUGCUCGGGCUCCUGGCUGACAGGUACGGACGCUGGAAGAUUCUGCUGCUUUCAUUCCUCUGGGCAUCUUAUUUCUCCCUGCUGACCUCAUUUGCCCCAUCCUAUGCCUGGUUUGUGUUCCUGCGGGGCAUGGUAGGAGGUGGCGUGUCAGGCCACGCGCAAGGGCUUAUCAUAAAAACAGAAUUUUUACCCACCAAAUACCGAGGAUACAUGCUGCCCCUAUCUCAGGUGUUUUGGUUAGCAGGAUCCUUGUUAAUCAUUGGCCUGGCAUCAGUGGUGAAUACAACCAUUGGCUGGCGGUGGCUGAUCAGAAUUGCUUCCAUCCCUGGCAUCCUUCUUAUCCUGGUGUUCAAGUUCAUCCCAGAGUCAGCACGGUACCACAUGUCCACGGGAAACAUGGCAGCUGCCCUGUCCACGCUGCAGAGGAUAGCCAAGAUGAAUGGGGCAACGAUGCCCGAAGGGGUGCUGAGAGAGCCCACCAAGGAAAGGAGAGGAAGAUUCAAGGACCUUUUCCACCCCAAAUACCUCAGAACCACUUUGCAAAUAUGGAUCAUAUGGCUUGGCAUAGCUUUCGCUUAUUACGGGGUCAUCCUGGCCAGCACUGCGUUACUGGAGAGGGACCUUGUCUGUGGCUCUGCAGCACCACUGGAGCAGGACCCUGGCGAUGACUCUGAGGAGCACCACAGCCCCUGCCACUGCCAUUUGUUCGGGCCCGUUGCCUACCAGACCAUGAUCAUCAGCACAGUCGGAGAGAUCGCACUAAAUCCCUUGAACGUUCUCAGCAUCAACAUCCUUGGAAGACGACAGAGCUUGUGUAUCACCAUGGGGUGUACAGCCCUGUUCUUUCUGCUCCUUAACAUCUGCACCUCAAGUGCAGGCAUGACUGGGUUUCUCUUCAUGCUGCGUGCCUUGGUUUCAGCAAACUUCAACACCAUCUACAUUUACACAGCAGAGGUUUAUCCCACGACAAUGAGAGCCCUGGGGAUGGGAACAAGUGGGUCAUUGUGCCGUGUUGGAGCUAUGGUGGCCCCAUUUAUAUCACAGGUUCUUAUGAGUGCUUCUUUCACGGGGGCCCUGUGCCUUUUCUCAUCUGUGUGUGCUGUGUGUGCAAUCUCUGCCUUCACGCUGCCCAUUGAGACCAAGGGCAGGGCACUGCAGCAAGUAAAAUGA
Molecule: messenger RNA, 1473 nt
Organism: Merops nubicus (carmine bee-eater)
Lineage: Eukaryota; Metazoa; Chordata; Aves; Coraciiformes; Meropidae
Gene: SVOPL
Product: SVOP-like
Exons: 15
Coding region: 1-1473 (490 amino acids)
Biological process (GO): transmembrane transport
Molecular function (GO): transmembrane transporter activity
Source: RefSeq, a predicted model, not a curated record